Gastrolobium bilobum is the source of this 1297-nucleotide messenger RNA. RefSeq lists its product as uncharacterized. Bases 203 to 829 code for a protein of 208 amino acids. The record is from RefSeq and is a predicted model, not a curated record. Lineage: Eukaryota; Viridiplantae; Streptophyta; Magnoliopsida; Fabales; Fabaceae. The transcript is spliced from 3 exons.
CAUGGGUCGCUUCCUCUCCCUUCUCUCACAAAACUCUGCUCCAUAAAAGCACAAGCAACAACACCCUAUGCAUCUUCAUUUUCAUCUUCCUUCUCUUCCUCUUUCAUCGGCGCCACCAACCAAAUCGGAAAAAACUCCGAUCGCCGAUUCCCCCGGAAAAGCUCAACUGUGUUCACCAGCAAACUAAAGGGGGUUGUGAUUGAUGAUGGCGAAGAAGAGAAAAUCUAUCGCCACAAGCCUCGAUGAGGUGGAUCGAACCAUGUACGCGUCGUUUUGCACUGCCGCUAAUUCUCUUUCACAGCUUUAUACUCACGCCAUGAAUCACCAGAAGCUCUCUUUCCAUGCCGGCGAACGCCACGCCCUCGAAAAACUUUAUCAGUGGAUUUGGAGAGAACAAGAAGGAGGAUCAAGGGUUGCAACAAUUGAUGUACUUAACUACAUUCAGAAUGAGCUGGAUUAUUGUGGAGAAGAGCCAUCCAUGUCACCUAGAGCACCACCACAACACCAGCAAUCACAACCCGUAAUGCCGGUCACCAGUUCAGGCAUUCCAGUCACUUCAGGAUCUUCUGGCCAAACAAUUGCCGGGCAGGGACUCCGCUCGGAGCAUUAUGAAACUCAACCAAAGAAUUCUGUGUUUUCAAACGCUUUGUCAAGCCCUGUGCGUCGAAGUCUUCAACAUUAUCAAAUUGGUGAGGGAGGGUACUACACCAGUGGUCUCUCCAUGGGGAAUGGAAACCGGAACGCUGAGCCCGGCUUUCUUCACCAGCAAAGCAGGGAUUCAACUGCAGUCAGUUCCAAUGAUUCUGCCAUGGAUAUGCAUGCAGAUUAGUCUUGUCUACUGGUUUAUAGAUUGGAAAUUCUUAACUGACCACCCUUCUGCAACACCUACAAAAGAAGCCAACAACCAUUGGAAUUUUCCAUGUCUGGGUUUGCUCAUUGGAUCCUUCAUGAAAUGAUGGGAGGGUGCAGCCAAUUCUAUUAACCUUUUAGGAUGCUUAUGUCAACCAAAUGAGAUUGGUUUGGGGUCUUAAAUGUUCUUUGUAUAGUUUAUUUUUAUUUUAAAAAAAAUUGGUUAGCUUUUAAGCAAUUUAUUUUGUACUUUAACUGUUCUAUCCCCUUCACCAAAAAGACUACCUUUUCAAUGUAGGGGUUGCUUCUAUGUGAAUUUUCCUAUGUAAAUCUGUUUUUUCUGCAGAUUUUCUGUAUGGAAAUUUACAGCUUCCAUCAUUUUUGUUGCUGCCUGCUAUGUCUUUCUUUGCUUUUUCGUGUUUUGUUGUAGUGUAUUCAAAUUUCUUUG